AUGCCCCAAGAGCCAUGGAGUCCAGAAGAAGAUGAGUUAUUGUAUCAAUUGGUGCAACGACUAGGAUCAUCGAGUUGGUCUGAAAUAGCUAGGCUACUUAAUUCAACAUUGAACGUGAGUAGACUGGCAAAGCAAUGCCGUGAACGUUGGAUAUCACAUGUUGAUCCACGAAUUAGAAGGGGUGAUUGGUCACUAUCAGAAGAUCACUUUAUAUUGUAUCAGCAGAACUUGUGGGGGAACCGUUGGGCAGAUAUCGCCAGACAUUUGCCUGGUAGGACGACGCAUGCAGUUAAAAAUCGCUAUCAUCAGUUACAAAGAUUAAUCAGCCAAGGCAAAACCAAAAUAGAAGACAUCUUUAAUGCUCCUCUUAUAAGUGUAGUGCCUCACUACCUUCAAAGUUCAAGUAAUUUGAAACAAGAGAAUAGAAAGAAUACGUCUACUUUAAUUACAAGGUCAAAACGUGUAAACAAAAAAAGAAAGAAUAUAUAUAGUGAAGAUCAUUGGAACAGUGCUAGUAUUAACCAAGAAUAUUUAAGUGACUAUAUUUACUCUAGUCCAAUACAACCAAAUUUGUUACAAAAUGAGCUGAGAGAAUUACAGCUCAGCUUCACAAACAAUUCUGGAGAGAGAAAUGAUAUCUUUUCAAUAAAGCAAAAUUCACAGUUUUUAACGGCUAAAUUAGAAACAGAUGAACCUGAUAAGAGUUGUGAAAAAGAUAAAAUUAACAAAUCUAACGACUCUUUAGAUAUAUGUUCCACAAAUCUCUCACCAAAUCAGAAGAAUCGUUCCUGUUUAUUGCUUCAAGAAAUGUCGGCAACUGAGUUACUAGUUAAUAGCAUUGGAGUAUAUCCAGUUACUCCACCUUUGACAGCUAUUAUAGAAGAACAAGGAAAAACUCUUAGUGUUAUUGAGUCCUCAACCUGCGACUCCAAUAGUGGUCAUGACUUUACUUCUAAAGUGGAAUAUCAGUCUCCAGCUCCAUCAGUCAAUAAUAUCACACCGCAAUUAACACAAGUAAUAAGCUCUCUGCUUGAUGAUAAUCAGUUAUAUCCUGAUAUGAGCUUCUGUGAAGCAAAUUGGUAUCCAUGGAGUGACUAUUCAAGUGUUUGGGACUCAAAUGCAGCUCAACGACUUUUAGAUACUGGGGGGGGAAUUGAUCAAUACUUUCACUGUUUUAGUGAUACUCAAUAG
Molecule: messenger RNA, 1191 nt
Organism: Cryptosporidium muris RN66
Lineage: Eukaryota; Apicomplexa; Conoidasida; Eucoccidiorida; Cryptosporidiidae
Product: myb-like DNA-binding domain-containing protein
Exons: 1
Coding region: 1-1191 (396 amino acids)
Biological process (GO): regulation of DNA-templated transcription
Cellular component (GO): nucleus
Molecular function (GO): RNA polymerase II cis-regulatory region sequence-specific DNA binding; DNA-binding transcription factor activity, RNA polymerase II-specific
Source: RefSeq, a predicted model, not a curated record